This is a messenger RNA of Penicillium paradoxum, 255 nucleotides long. RefSeq lists its product as uncharacterized. The record is from RefSeq and is a predicted model, not a curated record. The transcript has a single exon. The coding region runs from base 1 to 255 and encodes 84 amino acids. Lineage: Eukaryota; Fungi; Ascomycota; Eurotiomycetes; Eurotiales; Aspergillaceae.
AUGCGCGACACACCCUCCAAAUUCAUUGAGAUCCUCGAUCCGAAGGACUUGGGUCUACGCAUGUCUGAUUCAGAUGUUCGUCUCGAAGACGUCCUCGCCGACCACGAAGCCACCAUCAGCAGUCGAGCCCGCUCCUCUACGCAAUCCUCCGCCAAACCCCUAGACAAGUCUAUGGGGCGCGCAUUCUCAACAUCUCCAACACAGCGCUGGAAGCGGUUGAGCAAUAUCCUUGGUCAACCACGCCGAAACUCCUAA